Molecule: messenger RNA, 6770 nt
Organism: Dicentrarchus labrax (European seabass)
Lineage: Eukaryota; Metazoa; Chordata; Actinopteri; Moronidae
Gene: nkain2
Product: sodium/potassium transporting ATPase interacting 2
Exons: 7
Coding region: 1547-2173 (208 amino acids)
Biological process (GO): regulation of sodium ion transport
Source: RefSeq, a predicted model, not a curated record
GCUCCUCUCGGCUGUCUCUCUCGGUCCGUUGGUCCAUCCCGGUUCCCAUUGUCUCCCCUCUCUCCACUCCUUGAAGACAACCCGGAGACGACUAACUAAACUUAGCCCUUAUUUCCGCUCGCAUCGCCUUCUGUACGUCUGGAGACUUUUACCUCGACCUGAAAUCUCACCCUUGUCCCUCUCCAUCCGAAACGUGGACACGCUUUUUUUUUGUGUGUGUGUGUGUGUCUGUGUUUUAAUUUAAAUUUAAAAAAAAAACAAAAAACGUUACACAGAGAAGAGGCGGUGAAUGAACCGAGCAACGGCUGACAAACCGGCGGUUGUGUUGUGGAGCUGACUGUCGGUUGGGGAAGAGAUGAACCGGAGGAGGAGGACUUCUUCUUAUUAGCCAACGGAGACACCGAAACCAGCUUCCAGUGGCUGUUGACAUAUCACAACAUCCUAGCAACAAUUUCUGUACUCGCCGUGUUUUUUUUUCCGAGUGGAUAAAAAAAAAAAAACACCCAAAUUCAGGCAGAGCAGCUGGAUUUAACAACCUCGGGGUUUUUUUUUUGGAGGUAAAAUUCUUUGUUUUUUGGUGUGAAUGAACCUUGAAGGAUGUUGCCGCUACAUGCCCGGUACUUCCCCUGAGAGGAGGAGGAGAGAGAGAGAGAGAGGAGCUCGUCUAUGAAAAAAAAGGAGGCAGGGACCACUUGCACUUGUUUUCUCCACCCUUAAAAAAAAAACAAAUUUAGUUAGCGUUUACUCGGGAUUAUUAAACAGCAACAAAAAAAAAGGAGCAUUUAAUCCGGGUUGGAAAACAUCCAUCUUAAUCUCCUCAUCCCUCCCUUUGCUCUUAUAGUCUUUGAGUGUGUGUAAGUGGCUUCCUGUACCGAGUUCAUUCAGUGUGUUCACCGUUGAUAAGGAUGCGAUCAAUGGACGUGGUUGACCGGACUUUAUAGUCCAGCAGGUGAGGACUGGACACAAUCAGGACCCCCGUGUGGACGUAACUGGAGAGCCUGGUUAAUUUGUGUCAAGAGAUCCCACAUGAUCAGAAUAUCUGAAUUCAUUCUGUGACCAAUCAAUCAAAAUGCACCACACCUCCUGAUUCCUCAGACUUGCUAAAGCCGCUUUCAGUUGCAGAGUCUUGGGAAGGAGUUUUAUCUACAGGACCGAGCUCUGUGAACAAGCCCUCGAGAACAAUUUUGUGGACUUGAAUCAUCCAGCGAGGCCCACCUUAACAUCUUUGAUCCCUGACCCCCUGUGUGUGCUGGAAAUCCAAGGGGCCACACUUCCCUGGCUGUUCAGCUGUCAGCAACCCCAUCCAUUUGAAUGAAGUAGUAGCCUUUUAUUCCCCCAAGCUCCUGCGAGGGGGGGCUGCGCUCUGUUCUGCGAGGCCGAGCAGGGAGCACCGCUACCUGGGCUGCCAGCCAGCCAGACGGCCCUCAAGGGGGGAGGAGUGCGAGGGGGGGAGGAUUUGGAGUUUGAAGGUCCAGCUGGAGAUUUGGGAGUUUUACCCAGAGUUUCUUGUCCACGUGGAUCACUGGAGAGAGGGGAGGAAGACACCAUGGGGUGCUGUAGUGGCAGGUGCACCUUGGCCUUCAUCUGUGGCAUGCAGCUGGUCAGUGUGUUGGAGCGUCAGGUGAUAGAUUUUCUGGGCUACCAGUGGGCUCCCAUCCUGACCAACUUCCUCCACAUCAUCGUCGUCAUCCUGGGCCUUUUUGGCACGAUUCAGUUCAGGCCGAGAUAUGUCACCGGGUACGCAGCCUGGCUGGUCGUGUGGAUGACCUGGAAUGUUUUCAUCAUCUGUUUUUACCUGGAGGUUGGAGAUCUGUCCAGAGACUCUGACCUUGUCCUGACGUUCAACCUGUCCAUGCAUCGCUCCUGGUGGAUGGAGAACGGCCCAGGGUGCAGGGUGACACCCAUCACCCCUCCUCCCUCCUGGGCACCUGAGGACCACCGAUAUAUAUCUAUAUCUGGCUGUCUGAUGGAUUUUCAGUUCAUAGAGGUGGCUCACUCCUCGCUGCAGAUACUCCUGGCUUUGAUGGGGUUUAUCUACGCCUGCUAUGUGGUCAAGCUCAUUUCAGAAGAAGAGGAUAGCUUUGAUUUUAUAGGAGGGUUUGACUCGUACGGUUACCAGGGGCCUCAGAAGACCUCCCACCUUCAACUACAGCCCAUGUACAUGUCAAAGUAAACCCAGGAAUGCUGCCUUACCAAUCACCAUUGCUUAAUAUCCUGCUUUUACUACUCCAACUGUCUUUUAUUAAACAGCAACCAAGACACAGACAAGAUACAGAGGACACUAAGAUAUUCUGUGUUUCAACCUACAAAUCCCCCCCCAGUACUUGGUCAGAUUGUUUCCCCGGUCUGCCUGUAUGUUGUAUUUAAUGAUGAAACACUGGUCUCGUGUGGUAGAACACUGUAACUGCAGGACAUUUGUGCCACACCAUUACAAGUAGAUUCUGGUAACAGCUGCAUUUCUUUGUCUCUGAGGGACGCAACCGGGAGCCAAUGACUUGCAUCCUCUUGUGCUGUUGGGUAUCCGCAUUGUGAAAGAAACCAAAGAGGCCACGACUCAUUGGUGAACUACUGGCGCAUUUCUUCAGGCUUCCAGGGAGAACUUGUGAAGUUCUGCUAUCAGAGAUGUUUAAUAUGGAGCCCUGUUUCUUCAAGCUACUGUAGAAAUCAGGUGCCGUCUCAAGUGUCAUGGUAUCUAAAAGCUCUCAAGUGCAGAUAUGCCUGACCAAAGAGUUAAAAAAAAACCCAGAGACACAUUCUCAUGUACACAAAAGAGCCCAUUUAACCGUCACUGGAACUUUUUGCUUUUUGUGCCUAACAGAUUAGACACCGGACUUCCAACCAAGUAUCUACUAACAAGACUACCGAUGUAGGAAUGUCAUACAUCUUCUUUUUAGAUUACUUUUUGGUGCAUUUAGGUUCUUGUUGCAAAAAGCGACAAAGCAAAGAUGGAAGUCAGGGGCUGGACUCAAGCAUGAGUACAAGCUACACAAUUUAUUCUGUUGUUUCAUCAAAUACGUUGAAUGUUAAAUAACAGUGUGAUGUGUAGAUUUGCAUAUACUUUCAUUUCACAUGUGCAUGUGUACAGGAAACAGACACAUUCACACACAGGCAUUAUGUAAUGCAUAUCUGAAUUCACACACACACACACACAUACACACACACACAUUACAGAUGUAAUACCAUUUAACUUUUUUACUACUAAUGUGAAUCUUAAUGUUUACAAUAGAAAUUCAGUCUGCCGGACAGAAUGGCCGAACACCUGACAGACAGAUGCAACAGGUAGAUUGACAGGAGACCCUUUAGCUGCAGCAUCUCAACUGCUGUGGGAUGUUUUCUGCCAUAUUAAUAUAGAUGGGAUAGUUUUUCCGGAUGUGUCUUUUGGUCUCCUCCUGUCUAAAUAUUUUGUCUUCCAUCCAAGACAGACCAGUAGAGGUAGAUAGAGACAGAGCAUGACAAAGACUACCACUGAAGAGGGAUGGAGGUCAGUCAACAGUUUCCCUUCCACCUCAGUCCUUUUGUAGCUCUCAAAGCCAAGCUUCUGUUGUCACUCGCCCGUCCCAUUCAGCAGGAAGGUUGUUUCCCUUUUUCUUAAUUAUAAAUAAAAAAGCUGGAAGCCAGAUCAGACCAAACUGCAGCAUCCAACUCUUCCCAAUAGAUCAAGAGCAGCCAAAAUCUUCCACAGGGGACGCUCACGUAAAGAGAAAAGAUAUACCCUUUACAGAAAUGACAAUCACAGUCAGAGUGGCCUGAAUCACAUCAUUAUUGAUUGUUUUAAUUGGUAUAUUGCAUUCCUAAACCGCUCGUGGAUGACAACUAUUGGUGAAAGAAAGGGAUAUGAAAAGACAGAGGCUGAAUCUUCGAUGACACUGUACAUGUUCGCCCUCACCUGCAGGCUAACAAGGAUAAACAUUAUACGAGAGAGAUGCCAGAGACAGAGCAGCCUCCACUCCCACCCCCACCCCUUCACCUCAAUACUCGAAUUUUAAUGUUGAAAGUGCCAACAAUAUCACCACAUGGAUAUCUGUAGAGCCUGGUUUCUGAAAGCCACAGACUGGGACCAAAAAUAAUGGGUCUCAGGUCCACUUGUCUUUGGUUCACGUGUAGGAAAAAAUAGCAUAGUAUAUUACAAAUUAAAAAAAAACUAACAUCUGCAUCCCAGGCGGCCGGCAGGUUUUCUCUUUUAUUCUGCUUAGAAAAAUCAACCGAUUCCUUCUGGAAAUGUGACUAAACAUGUUGCAUUUGUGUUGCAAUCACUGGACCAAAUGUUUGAGGCCUUCUCUGUCGACCAAGGAACAUUUCUAGGUGCAAACACUGGCUUCUCUUGACAUAAGGAUGGACUAACAGACUAUUCCCUCACUAAAAACUGAUCUCAAAGUCCACCUUCCUCCCCCCAUCUGCCAGUUAUCUUCAGCAGUUCAUGUUUUGUAACAAAACUCUGUGGGUUACGUUCAGAGUCGCUGCCCCGUGAGGCUCCACUGACAGUCACUCUGGAGGACAGAAACAACAUUUUGUGUGUUUGCAUGAGUUGUUUCCAAACUGUUGCGUAUUUAAUCUCAUGCUGCGUGUGACUAACUAGCUACUUAAAAUGGGAACUGUUUGGUUUGUUGAAUGCUCCUCAACUCUCUUCAAAGAGUCCUAAAUGUGAACUUUGUGAUUUUUCUAUAAAUAACACAGUCUGAAAUGUCUACAGAGUAAAGGAGAAAAAUAGCUACUACAAUGUAAAACGAUGAAAUGUAACUUUGAACUUCUAGACGUUUUUUAAUCACAUGUGGCCGUGUUUACUGUUUUUUCUAGUUGACUACUAAUGUAUGAUGUUGUGUACAAGUGGGACUACUAUGUUUUAUUUCUUCUAAUUGUACAGCAUAUUUGAAAUGAGAGAAUAAGAGGAGAAUGGGAGGAAUAGUUGCACUAUAAUCUGUAAUCCUUUCAUUAAGCAUUCUGUCAGGGCUGAAAUUUCACUUUCACUUCAGCACAUAAUUAACGUUACAGUAUUCAUUUAUGUUUGAAUUAUCAACCAACACCACGCAUUCCUUUUUAAUAAAUAAAAUGACUGCUGAUAAAGUGCACAGCUAAUACUGUGAAAAGGGUCACGUAAUCCAUUAUUUAGAAGCUUAAUUGAAAAAGAUAGUUGGUCAUGCCAUUAGCUAAUUACACUAUUUGAACUGAAAGUGAAUAUAUUUAUCUUUAAUGGAGUUGAUCAGUUCAAUAAUACCUGAUGAACCUAACCACCAAUCCGGCAGAUAUAACAACAGACUGAAGCAAUUAUUCACUAAAUCAGAAAGGAUUUCAGAUAUAUAAUGUGACUCAAGUGUGUGUGUGUGUGUGUGUGUGUGUGUGUGUGUGUGUGUGUGUGUGUGUGUGUGUGCACGCACGUGUGUGUUAGACUUUGUACUGCAGUACAUUGUACUUUUCUGCGUCAUGGUGAACUGAACGACACUUAACCCAGAAUCUGCAAAGCCACAACUUCAACACAAACUAAACUGGUGGAAAUUGAAGAACUCGUCAGAGAUUUUUAACAAACAGCAAUAACAACAGUAAUAAUGUAUUUUAAAGUAAUAAUAAAAACAUAAUCUACAUAGUUCUUGAUUUAUCUUAACAGUCGCCUGAUCACAUUUUGACUUUGGAACAGUCAAUAGAGCCUUUGUCUGUAGAUCAUCUGUACAGAGAGAGUUAAACAUGUAUAGAUGCCAAGACAUUCAUUUUGUUGAAUGGUGUCAAUAAACAUUGAGUCAAACCAUUGUCUCUUAAUCUGUCUUAAAAUACAACUACUCAUUUCUGAGUUUUACAGUUGUGAUAAGACUGUACAGUCAUAGUUAUUACUAUAAUAUGGUGCUCAGUAAAUGUAAUAAUAGUGAAAGACAUAUACCCUGUGUUUGGCCAAAUUGUCACUAAAUGCAAAAGAAAUGUUGCAUUUGAUGAGCAAAAGGCUUGAAAACUUGAUUUAAAAUUGUAAUUGUUUCUCUACAAUUUUAAAUAUGUAUGACUAAGUAACAAUCAGUUAAAGUUAUAUUUAUUUCUCGACAGUGGCCUGAAAAUAUAAGCAAACAACCCAAUUUUCAUUACAUUUUGAUUCAAAUAUUGCUACAUCCUGACAUGACAUCGCUUCUUGCCAUCUGAGCCAAAUCCAUUCAACACAGUAAGAGCAACACAGACAGAAAUAUCUGAAUUGGAAUAACUAUAAUAAUGUGCUUGUACAAUUAGUUUAAUAAAGAAACAGAUUGCUAAAGGACAAAAAUUACUAUGUCGAUAAUUAUAUUACACAAUGAAGGAACAUCAUGCAAAAGAAAACGGAGGGACCCAGGAUAGAACCCUGGGGUACUCCACAGCUCAGCUCUGUGUUUAUUUGUACUGUUAGCAGAAAACAACUGCUUACUUAAGAAAAUAAACAAAACUAUCAUUAGUUCCUACAAAAUGUCCAAUGCUCUAAACUUUAUUUCCUUUAAAUUAACCUUAUAUUAAAUGUUCAAUUACAAUAAAUUAAUGUGAAUUGGGCCGUCGCAGCAGAGACUGUUAUGUUAGAGGAGUAUUUAGAGAAUGUAGUAACACAUAAUACAUUACUCACUGUCAGUACGCAGGAACAUACUGCCGGUGAAAACAGUAAUGUCCAAACUCUCUCUGUGGCUCUGGGUUAAUUUGUUAAUGUUCACCACUGACUAGGACCAUCUAUGUUGUUUUAACUCCUUCUCUUUUCAUGAUGGUUUUCCCACAGGUGAUCGACUGUACAUAAACUAGACAGUUGGGAAUAAAGUAGACAGUGGAGAAGGAAAGUC